AUGCUCAAGUCCGAGCCGCCACUCGGGCGCGCUGAAAAUGAGCAUCCACCAAUCGAUCUCACCCUGAGCGGCCCCACGGCCGAGCUGGAGCCCCGGCACCCUGCGCCCCGAUCGCGCAGCACUCGUGUCCAGGCCGCCAUCGACCAGCUUCUGGCCACUGAUAGGAAAGCCUUCUCAUCGCUCGACCCGAGUACCGAUCGUGAAACGCAGGAGAAGCUCCUCGCUUCGUUGGAGCGGCAACUGGCCUCCCUCCAGCGUCGCCUUGAUGCAGUAACACAGCUUGGCGAACUCAUCUUGGAGGAUGAGACUCUGCGCCGGAAUACGGUCGUUCCACACCAGGAUAUGGACUGGUCCGCAGAUACCUUUCCCUGGAGUGAGGAGGCCCUGAAGGUGCUGCGUGAGGUGUUUGGCUUCUCGGCCUUCCGCCCCAAGCAGAAGGAGAUCAUCAAUGCCACGAUGUACGGAUGCCACACAUUUGCUGUUCUGCCCACGGCCGCCGGCAAGAGCCUUUGCUUUCAACUCCCCUCCCUGCUUCGCCCUGGCUUCACGCUGGUCGUGUCGCCGCUCAUCUCGCUGAUGGAAGAUCAGGCAGCCAGUCUGAAUAGCCGCCGCAUUCCGGCGGCCGUCCUGUCGGCCGAUGUCAAAGGCGCCGACGCACGGGCCAUGUACGCCAGCAUGGCGGCCGGGCACUUCCGCCUGGUGUAUGCCACCCCCGAGGGGAUUACCAAGCGCAAGCAAUUCCUCUCUGCCUUGGAGAAGGCCCACCGUGGCGGGCUGAUCGGGGGAAUUGCCGUGGAUGAGGCCCACUGCUGCUCGCAAUGGGGACACAACUUCCGCCCGGACUACCUGACGGCGCUGGCCUUGCUCCGAACGCAGCUGCCGGAUGUGCCGGUCCUGGCGCUGACUGCGACGGCCGACUCUCGGGUUCGAACCGAUGUGGAGGAGCUUCUGCGCCUGGACCCGCAAUCGGUCCAGCGUUUCCAUACAUCCUUCCGCCGGCGUGGACUCGUGUAUCGGGUCAUCGACAAAGCCCCGAAGGGGGACUUUGCCAGUGGCAUGGCCACGAUCGCCGAGAUCGCCCUGUCCCCGGGCCUGCAGGGGAAGUCCGGCAUCGUGUACUGCCUUUCCCGGCGCGAUGUGGAACUUGUGGCCGCUGCCUUGGCGGAACGCGGUGUCGUUUGCGCCCCCUAUCACGCGCACAUCGAGGCGGCCGAGCGGUCGCGCGUGCACACCCAGUGGCUGGCAAACCGCAUCCAAGUGAUCGUUGCCACGGUGGCCUUCGGCCUUGGGAUCGACAAGCCGGAUGUCCGAUUUGUCAUCCACCACUCCAUGUCCAAGUCCCUGGAGCACUAUUACCAGGAAAGCGGCCGCGCGGGGCGCGAUGGGCGUGGUGGCCAGUGCAUCCUGAUGUAUCAUCCGCUCGAUGUGUUCAAACCCUCAACCAUGGUCUUCUCCGAGAAGAGUGGCCUUUCGAAGCUCUAUGAGAUGGCGCGCUAUUGCGAGGACCGAACGUGCGCCGAUGUAUGCGGUCGCCGCUGA
Fonticula alba is the source of this 1539-nucleotide messenger RNA. RefSeq lists its product as hypothetical. Gene Ontology annotation, cellular component: chromosome; cytoplasm. Gene Ontology annotation, molecular function: nucleic acid binding; four-way junction helicase activity; 3'-5' DNA helicase activity. The transcript has 6 exons. Lineage: Eukaryota; Rotosphaerida; Fonticulaceae. Gene Ontology annotation, biological process: double-strand break repair via homologous recombination. Bases 1 to 1539 code for a protein of 512 amino acids. The record is from RefSeq and is a predicted model, not a curated record.